Gasterosteus aculeatus aculeatus (three-spined stickleback) is the source of this 4254-nucleotide messenger RNA. RefSeq names its product regulatory factor X, 2 (influences HLA class II expression) (gene rfx2). The record is from RefSeq and is a predicted model, not a curated record. Gene Ontology annotation, molecular function: RNA polymerase II cis-regulatory region sequence-specific DNA binding; DNA-binding transcription factor activity, RNA polymerase II-specific. NCBI's taxonomy places the organism in Eukaryota, Metazoa, Chordata, Actinopteri, Perciformes, Gasterosteidae. Gene Ontology annotation, biological process: regulation of transcription by RNA polymerase II. Gene Ontology annotation, cellular component: nucleus.
GAGACCCCGUCGCGCCAUAGUGACUGUAGCCGUGGAGACAGUUACUUACCAACGGGCGCAACACUCAGUAACAGCAGCCGCAUCUGGAAGUCACCGUGCGGAGUGGGAGAAAGGGUAAAGAGAGCAGAACCAGGGAAGAACUUUUCUCAAAACAAAGCAUGCAGAGCUCAGAAGGAGGCUCAGACACCACGACCAGCGUGGCAGCGCUGCGGACAUCAUCAUCAGCUCAGGCCCCUGUGGUGCAGCCUGUGCCGGCCUCCCAACAGAGGGUGCUGGUUCAAGCUACAGGCUCAGCUCAGAAGGGAGGACAAGUACAGCAACUUUCAGUACCCAGGGUUCAACAGCAGGUGCAGCAGGUGCAACAUGUGUAUCCAUCCCAGGUCCAAUAUGUCGGAGAAGGCGCAGACGCUGUUUACACCAAUGGGACUAUCCGAACCGCCUACUCCUACAACCCUGAGGCUCAGUUGUAUGGGCAGAGCAGUGGAGGGACGUACUUUGACUCACAGGCUGGUGUGACCACGGUUGUCUCCUCUGCGGGGGGUGGGGUGCCCUCUCAUGGCAUGGUGGGCAUCGCUAUGGACGUGGGCAGCAGCCACAUAAUCUCCGGCGGAAGCACCUACCUGAUUCAUGGAGGAAGUAUGGAGGGAAGCCGCAACCACAUAUCACACGCAUCACGCUCCUCCUCCGCUAUGCUUGAAAUGGCGAUUGAAAACCUCCACAAGUCUGAAGGAAUUGCAAGUCACAAAAGCAGCCUGCUCAACAGCCAUCUGCAGUGGCUGCUGGACAACUAUGAGACAGCGGAGGGCGUGAGCCUGCCCCGGUGCUCCCUCUACAACCAUUACCUAAGGCACUGUCAGGAACAGAAACUGGAUCCGGUCAAUGCGGCCUCCUUUGGCAAGCUCAUCCGCUCGGUCUUCAUGGGCCUGCGGACUCGUCGCCUCGGUACCAGAGGCAACUCUAAGUAUCAUUACUAUGGCAUCCGGGUGAAGCCAGACUCACCGCUGAAUAGGCUGCAGGAAGACACCCAGUACAUGGCUAUGAGGCAACAGCCUGUCCAUCAGAAACAGAGAUUCAAACCUCUACAGAAGGUGGACGGUAUGUCUGACAGCCUGUGCGGGAGCUCACAGAACUGUAACAACACUCCAGAGCAGUCCGUGGCGGCUCAGAGUCAACACCACCAGCAGUACAUAGAUACGUCCCACAACUUGCCUCCUUUCCCCUCUCCUGACUUGGGCACCCAGCCUCUGCCUGAGCGCAUCAACAUGAAUGAUAUCAAGAAACUGCACACGCUCUACAGAGACCACUGUGAGGCUACUUUGGAUGUGGUAAUGAACCUCCAGUUCCACUACAUUGAGAAACUCUGGCAGACAUUUUGGUAUUCAACACCGCCAUCUAGUGACGGAAAUACAACCAUCCAGAACAGUGAUGAUGACCUGGAUGGUGUGAUCCCCAGAGAAAAGCUGGUGGCUCUGUGUAAAUAUGAACCAGUCCGACUAUGGAUGAGGAGCUGUGACCACAUCCUCUACCAGGCCCUGGUGGAGAUCCUCAUCCCUGAUGUGCUACGUCCUGUUCCCAGCACGCUCACUCAGGCCAUCCGUAACUUUGCCAAGAGUCUGGAGGGCUGGCUGACCAACGCCAUGACCAACUUUCCCCAUGAGAUUAUUCGCACCAAGGUGGCGGUGGUCAGUGCAUUUGCCCAGACGCUGAGACGUUACACCAGUCUCAACCACCUGGCCCAGGCAGCCCGCGCCGUCCUGCAGAACACCUCCCAGAUCAACCAGAUGCUCUCUGACCUCAACCGGGUGGACUUUGCUAACGUCCAGGAGCAGGCAUCAUGGGUGUGUCAGUGUGACGAGAGUGUGGUUCAGCGCCUGGAGCAGGACUUCAAGGUCACCCUGCAACAGCAGAGCUCUCUGGAUCAGUGGGCUACCUGGCUUGACAAUGUGGUCACUCAGGUCCUAAAGCCUCACCAGGGCAGCUCCAGCUUCCCCAAAGCUGCACGCCAGUUUUUGCUUAAAUGGUCCUUCUACAGCUCCAUGGUGAUCAGAGACCUGACCCUGAGGAGUGCAGCCAGUUUUGGCUCUUUCCACCUGAUUCGCCUGCUGUACGAUGAAUACAUGUUCUAUCUGGUGGAACACCGAGUGGCUCAGGCCACCGGAGAAACUCCCAUUGCUGUCAUGGGCGAGUUCAGUGACCUGACCUCUAUGAUGCCUUCACUGAUGGAAAAAGAUGCGUCCUUCUCUGAUGAGAUGAGUGACCUCGGCAGUGAUACUGAUGUGUCCCGGGGGCCGACUGAACCAGCUGUAAAAAGAGAGCGGAUCGAAAUGAGCCACCCUCUGCAGGAGAUGUGAGUUACGUCUGUGCUAAGACGGACUGAAAGCUGCAAGGAACAGCAUCUCCCCCUAAACCGGGCGAGUGGCUUUUUGGGGCUGAGCUCACAGUGUGUCCUCCUCCAGUCAGUGUGUGCAAUGUACAUAGAAGAAAGUAGCAAUGUCAGUCCCUCCCUCACUAGCAAAUUAUAUGGACGGGGAUCUUUCUCCUGGAAGCUCUCUUACUAUUAUUAUUUUCUAUUCACAGGGGUGUAACACAGGUCUAAAACGUUUUUGUUUUUGUUGCAACUGUGAAUGAUUAUGUGCAGUACCUUUUUAUUGGACGUGUAACUUUGAGUGGUGGUGUGUGGUGUUUGUGAUUCUUCUUUUUAUUUUUAUUUGAACUAGCUGUGCCAUAGUGUCAUUGGAGUGCCUUAGAUCGCUAACCUUGAAACCACCACUACCGAUGUCUAUCUGUCCCUCAGCUGUGCCUCUACCGCAGUAUGAAUGUAUCCUCUCCAAACCUCAGACAUUCAAAGCACCUUUAACAUUGGGAAGCGUGUAGGCGUGUGUACUCCCUGCUGCAGCUCGUAGCGAAACACAAACGCACAACAAAAAAUCCAACAACACCAUGCAACCUACUGACCCAAAGGACCUUUCCCUCAGUCGUCCCCCACCAGCUCAGCCACAGGCAUGGCUCUGUAGGGCCUCGGCGUCUGGCAGCAGCCAGGGAGGCAGGGAGGUCAGUCUGCUACCUGGGCUGCGUAAGACGUCGGUCCGUUUACCUCAAGAGAUUUAUAUUCCGUUUGGCUAAAAUGACAUUAGGGAAGUAUUAAAUAUGUAGCCACCGUUGCAGUUGUGUGUCUCCCAGUGUAAAUAGUUCUCUAAUAAUGGUUUCAAUCCCAUGAUGCCCCCUAACGCGAGGAUGCAUUCGGUAAGUUCAAAUAAAGUGACUCGUGUGUGCAGAACUGUGGCGGUUUACUCAACAACCACGGAGUGGGGGAAUAAAUCCAGGUCAUUCGGUUUAAUGGAGAUGGUAUGUUAAAAUUUAAACUGGAAUCUGGCGUCUCGUGUUUAGCCUUAUUUCCCGAUGAAAUAAAGUGUCUGUUUAUUUAAUCUAAGGAAGAUAAACAAAUACACGUCAGAGCGAUGGACCUGUAAAACCAAAACUCUCACACGGAAAAAGGAGCUUGUUGGCAUCUGAGGUGGCAUACGCUCCCCAGAUAUUUUGACCUCAUGCUGUUACUCAGAUUAAAGUCUUAUGUUCUGUUUAAAAUAUAUAGAAGAAUACAGUGUGUUGUUUGGAGAGUUUGUCCAUAAUACAUUUUAAAUAUAUAUAUAUAUAUAUCUUUGUAUGAUGUAGAAAGUGUGUGUUCGGUGGCCUUUUCUCUCCUCACACUGUACUUGGUCGGCCACAUUGUAUCAGAAGAAUAUCCUUUGAUGUGUAAUUGAUUAGACUGGUUUGUGUUAUAAAUUUGUUUCCGAUUUGUUCAACCUGUGAUCUUCAAUUAUUACUGUGGCGUCACUGUGCCAGAGUACGCUGUUAGACUGACAAAAUACAUUUUUAUUUAUAUGAAAGAUUCGGAUUAUUCCCCGAUUUUGUUGUAUAGCAUUGAGAAUCCUUGAGCUUGAGUUAUUUAAGGCUUUUUGUAACUUGUGCCUGUCACAGUAAUCUGCCUUCAAGUGCUUUGGAGCAUAUAAAGUAAUUUCUGUACGUACUUUGUAAUGUUUUGUAAGGCUGUUUUAGAUUUUUGGCGGAUUAUUUUUUAUUGAACUAGAUUUGGUUCUUCUUACAAGUAUACUGAACCCUUAUUUUUGUGCAUUUUCAAACCUGUUCUUGACUACACUUUAACUAUCCCAAGGAAAGAUGGUCUGUAAUAAACUGCAUAGUUCAACUGUAUUUUGUACUUGGUCACAAUGUGUAAUAAAUUGGUGUAAACCAAAA